ACAGAGCACAAACGCAUCACAUAGAAAGAUGAAGGCCUUUCACAGUGUCCUGCUCUUUGCCACUUUAACAGAAACAGCUGUUUGCUUGUUCACUAGAUCAUUCGUUUCUGUGAACAAAUUUUUUACUUGGGUUGAUGCUCAGACAUACUGCAGAAACAAGUAUGUAGACAUGGCGACCAUUCCCAAACUAACGACGUUUGAUGCCUGUAUAACUAAGCCAUGCUGGAUUGGCCUGAGAAAGCAGCCACAGGAGAAUUUCUUUAGUCAGUGGUCUGAUGAGAGUAAAGUACAAUUUACCUCAUGGGGAUAUAGUGAACCAAGUAACUUGAGCACUAGCCAUUGUGUGACUACAAUAGAAUCUAACUGGUUUAGCUCUGACUGUGCAAUGCUUUUGAAUUUCAUCUGCUACAAAUGGGUGCCUCGGUUAAUUAUGGUGAAAGAGAUGAUGACCUGGGAAGAAGCACUGAACUACUGCAGAACGAACUACAGUGACUUGGUAAGCCUGAGCAAUGAAAGAGAUUUUGCUGCAGCCAGGAUAAUGAGCAAGAACAGUCAAACACCAAAGGUAUGGACAGGCUUGCACUUCAUAGAUCACCUAUGGUUCUGGGUGAACCAUCAACCUCUGGGGAACCUGACUUCACUUCCUUCAUGCCCCAUCAAACCUUUUCGUUGUGGAGCCCUGGAAGCUGGAAGUGAAGUCUUGGAGAACAGGGACUGUAAUGAGAAAAGGAACUUUCUUUGCUACGAAGUCAUUGACUGACUGAAAAGAGCCUUCCUUACGGGUGUUGUUAUCGGAUUGGUGGUGCCAGUGGUCUCUUGUCCUCUACAGGAGCUUUUCAUCCCCCUACAAUUUCUGACUGUCAGGGUUUCUGUACUGCUGAACUUCUCUCCUCUACUUCAACUCUAACUGAGCAAUUGCACAUACAGGAUUGAACAGCACUGAACAGCUUUAAAAUGCAUUUUCACACAGACUAACAACACUGUGGCAAAUUUAGAGUAAUGAAGUUUUUCUUAUGACAUUCAAGUUAAAAGUAGUGUGUAAUCCAGGUAACACACACUCAGUGUGUGUGAGUAGAGCCACCUGCUGCUCCUCUUAAUGAAUUUCACUGGACUGCAUCCAUGCAUAGUUGUGCACUUGAAUACUUGCUUACUAAUAUACUUGAACUUGCAUGCUUUUACAUUUGGCAGACACACUUAUCCAGGGCAACUUACAAUUUAUCUCAUUGUAUACAGCUGAGCAAUUAAGGACCUUGCACAAAGGCCCAACAAUGGCAGCUUUGGUGGAUCUGGGGUUCAAACUCACAGCCUUCCAAUCCACAGUCCAACACCUUAACCCCUAAGCUAUUACAUCCCCAUGUGCAAGGCUGCACACAAGCAAAAUUAUGAAGCAAAAGUAAGUAUUGUGAUGCACAAGAUGUACAACUGUGCGAGUAUGCAAUUAAGUGUAGCUGUGUUCAAGUGCACAAGUAACCAAUCAAUCAAUCAAUCAAUCAAUUAAUCAAUCUGUCAAUAAAUCAGGUACUGAAGUUUGCAUGCAUACAAGUAUUCACGUAUGCCAGUGUACAAAUAUACAAGUGUACAAGUGUACCAGUAUGUGUGUUCACAGAUAUACAAGCGCACAGCUAUGUAAGCAUGCCAGUGAUUAACUGUAACUAAUAUGCAAAAGUCUGUAAGAAUACACAUAUACAAAUAUUCAAAUCAAACAAUUAUGCAAGGAAUCAUGUGUACAAGUUUGUAUGUAAGUACGUAAGCAUGUAAGCCUUCCUGCAUAAAUCAACAAGUUUCCCCUACAUAUUUGCUGCUGCUUGUAUAAAUCAACACAUUUAACUUACGUUUCUAAUAUUUCCUGUACAAACCAACACACUACCAUUUACUUUUCUAGUACUUCCUAUAUAUAUCAACACAUUUCCUGGUACUUUCUGUCUAAAUCGACAUAUAUUUUCAUUUAAUUGUAUUUUUGCCUGUGUAAAGGAACAUGGCUCCUUAUAUUUCUAGUGCUUCUUGAAUAAAAUGACAUAUUUCCACUAAAUUGUUGGUUAUUCCAGUACAAUGGAUGUGUUUUCUCUACAUUUCAGCAUUUCAUCUGUUAAAAAGU
This is a messenger RNA of Hemibagrus wyckioides, 2095 nucleotides long. Its product is annotated as macrophage mannose receptor 1-like. Lineage: Eukaryota; Metazoa; Chordata; Actinopteri; Siluriformes; Bagridae. The transcript is spliced from 2 exons. The coding region runs from base 29 to 760 and encodes 243 amino acids. The record is from RefSeq and is a predicted model, not a curated record.